Messenger RNA from Fraxinus pennsylvanica, 1512 nucleotides. The record is from the annotation of a GenBank genome assembly. Lineage: Eukaryota; Viridiplantae; Streptophyta; Magnoliopsida; Lamiales; Oleaceae.
AUGGCUUUCUCCUUUACCCCACAACCGCAACAGCAAUCCCCAUUCCAACCCUCGCCAUUUCCCCAAACCACUCCAUUUCAACAGCAGCCGCAGCAAUUUCAAUUCCAACCCCAGCUCCCACAAUUGCAACAGCAACAGACGCAGCAUCCUCAGCAGCUUUAUCUUUUUACUAAUGAUAAAAGUCCCGCUACUUAUAGCACCAAAUGGGAUGACCUCCACCCUGACUCGCGAAAACUCCUCCUGCAAAUUGAGGAGAAAAUAUUGGAGUACAGGGAUGAGAGCCAGCGAUUGGAUCAGUGCAGUCGGCUUUAUGAUUCUUCGGUUUCUAGCCAAGGAUUUGAACUUGAUGCCUGUCAGAUUGUUCAGGAACUUGGUGGAAUUGGUAUGUCAAACCUUUCUGUUUUUCGUUAUAACGUAGAGCUAAUGACUGUUGUCAAAGAUAUGUUAAGAAAUGCCGAGGUGGCUGUUCGUUCUUACAUGAUGUUGCGACCGAGGUUUCUUCACCAAAAUAAAGCUGCUGCAGCAAGUGCUGCCGCAGCAUCCCAAACAUCAGGAGCAACAGAAGGUCUGACAUCCAGUAAUCCAUCCCCGGCUAAUUCUAUGAUGCCAGUGUUUGAUUUUUAUAGUGGUAUCACGAAUAAACCAUCCCCAUUUUUGCAAAAGACUAUUGCCAGAUUUGAGAAGUAUCUCUCCGAUUGUCGCCAGUGGAUUGAAGAGCUAGAACAGUUGAUCAUCUUACAUUCUGACAAGAACUCUUUCAAUUCAAGUUCAUCCUUGUUGCAGUCUCUUCCCAAAGUAAUGUCUAAUGUACAUGGCUUUUUUGUUCACGUUGCAGCAAAGGUGGAGAGCAUCCAUCAGUACAUUGAAUCCAUGAAAACUGCGUACAUUGCUGACCAACACCGUCGUGGGGAUGGGAACGAUCCAUUUCUUGAGGCUGAUCGACGGGAAACAGCCAAACAAGAGGCUGCUGCUCGAAGGGUGCACCCAACUCUACAUUUGCCUGCAGUUUCACAACCAUCAACUCAAGUUGCUGGACUGCUUACCAGCUCCGCUGCAACUGGGACAUCAACUACACCAAGUAUGUUUGCUGCAGCAUCAGCUUCAUCUGGAAGUGGAACCUUACUCUUUGCUACUCCAUCUGCUGCCAUAUCACCUUCUCUGUUUUCCACUCCUACCACAUCUGCUCCAGUCUCCUCUUCGUUUGCAUCUUCUGGUGCAGCCCCUCAGACUUCACCUUUGGGGGCAUUGUCUGUUUCCACCUCAGCUUUUGGCACUUCGGCUUCAUUAUUUAGUUCAACUCCUCCUUCUGGACUCUCAACUUUUUCAACUCCUUUUGCUACAGGAGCUACAACAGACUCAGGAGCGAGCUUCGGGACUAUUUCAGUGAGUAAUUUAAUUUCGUAUUUUAGUUAUAUCUGGGCAGGCUUUUCAUAUCUUUCCCUUCGCUUCCUCACCUCUUACUCGCUCCCUGGAAAUCUGUCAUCUCAAAAGAAGAAUAUGCUUUGCAUAUGA